Messenger RNA from Penicillium canariense, 5025 nucleotides. RefSeq names its product putative RNA polymerase II transcription elongation factor (Ctr9). The record is from RefSeq and is a predicted model, not a curated record. The transcript is spliced from 4 exons. Gene Ontology annotation, cellular component: Cdc73/Paf1 complex. Gene Ontology annotation, molecular function: acyltransferase activity; RNA polymerase II complex binding. Bases 1 to 5025 code for a protein of 1674 amino acids. Lineage: Eukaryota; Fungi; Ascomycota; Eurotiomycetes; Eurotiales; Aspergillaceae. Gene Ontology annotation, biological process: regulation of DNA-templated transcription.
AUGAAUUCAGCGGAGGCCCGCCAACGUAAGCCUCCGCCCGCGAAGGAUACGAGUGAGCUUCAAAAGCACUCGACCCAACCACUCGGCGAACCGCGCCUCAAAUAUGGCAUCCCGAUGCAAAUCGCCCGCUCCCUGGCAAUGGCCGCCUGGUUCGACUGUUGCUGCGUCGUCAUCAUGGCCACCCAGCUCGUCGGCGCUCCGUUGUACCUAAUCCACAAGGACUGGUACUACUCGUACAUGGCCUAUACCAAACAGAACUUUGGACUGGUAAUCACCGCUCUGACGGAGUAUGGCUGCCCCACCCUCCUCCGGGUCAGUGGGGACGAGAGUGUUCGGGGUCAACUGCAUUUGUCUGAGGAUGGCAUGCUGCAGGCCCAGUUUCCAGAGCGUCUCGUUCUGAUUGCGAACCACCAGGUUUAUACCGACUGGAUCUAUCUGUGGUGGUUUGCCUAUACCAAUGUCAUGCACGGCCGCAUCUUCAUCAUCUUGAAGGAGUCGCUCAAGUAUAUUCCCGUCAUGGGCCAGGGCAUGAUGUUCUACGGGUUUAUUUUUAUGGCCCGGAAAUGGCAGUCCGACAAACCGCGCCUCCAGCACCGCUUGGAGAAGCUCAAAACGCGGCUUUCGGGCUCCAAGUCGGGCAAGUCGCAGUAUGACCCGAUGUGGCUGCUGAUUUUCCCUGAGGGGACCAAUCUGUCUCUCAAUACCAAGCGGCGGAGCGAUGAAUUCGGUCAGAAGCAGGGCUAUCCGCCUUUGAAGCAUGAGAUCCUGCCUCGUUCAACGGGUCUGUUCUUCUGUCUCCAGCAGCUGCGGGGAACCGUCGACUAUGUGUACGACAGCACGAUUGCGUACGAGGGGCCGCCAACGGGCAGCUACCCGGACAAGUACUUCACUCUCCGCUCCACAUACGUCCGGGGACGGCCACCAACCUCGGUCAACAUGCACUGGAGGCGCUUUGCUGUCGCAGACAUCCCCCUCGACGACCAGAACGAAUUCGAUGAAUGGCUGCGCGCUCGAUGGGCUGAGAAAGACGAGCUUUUGGACCGCUACUUUGAGACGGGGAGAUUCCCCUCCGAGCUGGCCGGCUCCAUUGAGGCCAAGAAGGCCACCGAGGCGCAAACAGUGGCCAUCUCCGCGGGCUAUAUAGAGUCAUAUGUUCGAUUGCACCACUGGAGCGAGAUUAUCCAAAUCUUCAUUGUUCUGCUUGGCCUCGCAUUUCUCUGCCGGGUUCACGAACCUGCGAAGCUCCUCCGAUUGCGCGUUGAUUCCGGCCACCCGCCUUUCAGCCCUGAAGUGAACCGGCGCAAGUCUUCAUUUGCUUCUCCUGUCAACCAAAGGGCUCUCUCACUCGACCAUGAGUUAAGGGAGAGACCUUCUCCACCCACUACUCCUUCAUCCUCCAGUCGCAUCCCGCACCCCCGAGAGCGAGAUACCAUCACACCUCCUCCUUCCCUCGCGCCCCAUCCAGUCCGGUGCGCUGCCACCGCAUCCAUGGCGCCUCUUGAGAAUGGCCACGCCAAUGGCUUGGAUGGCGAGACCAUCGCCGCCAUCCGCUUCUCCGACAUCCCCGACGCAAUCGACAUCCCGGCCUCCAGUUUCGACAGUGAGGUCGAAGUUAGUCUCCUCGAUCUCCCGGAGGACCCGACUGAGCUUUGCACAUUACUGGAGAAUGAGCGGGCUGCGAAGAACUUUUGGGUCAUCAUUGCUCUGGCCUACGCGAAGCGCAAGCAGCUGGACCACGCCAUCGAUAUUUUGAACAAGGGCCUGGUCUCCGUCGCCCACGGCGCUACCAAGGAGAAACUCGGACUGCUGGGCUGGAUCUGCUGGCUGCUCAUGCUGAAGAGCCGACAGGCGCCGCGUGUCGCGCCCGAAGGCGAACUGUACUCCGAAGCCAAGACGAAGGACCACUACCUGCAGCUGGCGACGUCCACGCUGAACGAGGCGUCUCGCCUGAACCCGGCCUACCCGCCUCUUUUCCUGGCGCGCGGUGUCCUGUGCCUUCUGCGAGCAUCGCUAUACCCGCCUCGCGCGGUGCGCCCCGGUGCCGUCGACACAUCGGAGCGGGUGGAAUCGCUGCGGCAGGCUUUGAAAUGCUUCGAGGAGUCCUCCAAGGCCUUUGGUGGCCGCAACAUCAUGGCCAUUCUGGGCCGCGCUCGUGCACUCUAUAUGCUGGGCAGAUAUGCCGACGCCCUGGCUGACUACCAGAAAGUCCUGAUGCAAGUGCCUAACCUGACCGAUCCCGAUCCAAGAAUUGGUCUGGGAUGCUGCUUGUGGCAGCUGGGCUUCAAGGACCAGGCCAAGGCAGCUUGGGAGCGAUCCCUGGCUCUGAACCCCGAUUCCAAGGUCGCCAAUAUUCUCCUCGCAGUUUACUACCUCCACGACAGCUCCCGUCGCUCGACAACCGACCCCAUGUUCGGCUCCUUGUACAAGAUGGCCAUGACCCAAUACACGCAGAAGGCGUUCAAGUUGGAUAAGGAAUACCCGAUGACCUGUGCCCUAUUUGGCGGUUACUUCCUGCUUCGCAAAGCUUAUCCGACGGUGGAAACCCUCGCCCGCAAAGCCAUUGAACAGACAGACGUUAUGCCUAUCGCUAGUGACGGCUGGUAUCUGCUCGGACGCAAGUCACACUACGAGGGCGACACCAGCCGCGCAACAGAGUUCUACAACCGUUCUGACCAAGCUCGCGGUGGCGGCGACAAGGGUUAUUUGCCGGCUAAGUUCGGUGCCGUGCAGAUGCAGGUUACUAACAAAGACUUUGAUGGCGCCAAGUUCCGGCUUGAGAAGAUCGUGCAGCAAUCCAAGAAUGCAGAGACUAUGAUGCUGUUGGGCGCACUCCAUGCGGAGGAAGUCUUCGCCGCGCAGCGAGCUGGCAGCAAGGAAGACAAGUCAAAUGAGGCGAAGAGGGCUAUCACGCUCCUUGAGUCUGUACGCUCGAUGUGGAAGGAUGAGAAACAGAAACUCAUCCCGGACGAAUCGGUGCUGGUAUAUCUGGCUCGGCUUUAUGAGAGCUCGGCGCCGGAGAAGAGCAUGCAGUGCUUGACCCAGCUGGAGGAACUGCAGAUCGCCAGCAUUCCUGCCAGCGAGAGGCCGAAUAUCGAAGAUGAAGAUCAAUUGAAGUCGACUCUGCGCGAGAGUCUGCCACCGCAGCUUCUGAACAAUAUGGGUUGCUUCCUCUACCAGAGUGAAAACAUCGCCUUGGCCCGUGGCAUGUUCCAGUCUGCCCUGAAUGCCUGCGUUCAGUCGUCAGAGAGAGAAGAUGGUACGGAUAACGAUGCCCUGGUUACUACUAUCAGCUAUAACCUGGGUCGAACCUACGAGGCUGCUGACCUGUGGGAUGAGGCCAAGAAGGUCUACGAGGGUCUGCUUGAGCGCCACAGCGAUUACACCGAGGCCAGUGCUCGUCUGACGUACAUUGCCCUGCGUCAGAGUCCCACGGACGAGGGGCCCAAGAAGAUCGCCAAGCUGUACGAGACCGAUUCCACAAAUCUAGAGGUUCGCUCUCUAUUCGGAUGGUACCUCAGCAAGUCCAAAAAGCGCGUGGCCAACCUGGCAGAAGAUCCUGAACAGCGCCACUACAAGCACACCCUGCAAUACCACGACAAGCAUGACCGGUAUGCUUUGACAGGCAUGGGUAACGUGCACCUCCUGGUUGCCCGUGACAUGCGCCGCGACACCGAGCAGGAGAAGGAAAAGCGCCGCAAGGUGUACCAGCGAGCCGUGGAAUUCUUCGACAAGGCGCUGCAGCUGGAUUCCAAGAACGCCUACGCCGCCCAGGGUGUAGCCAUCGCCCUCGUAGACGACAGGAAAGAUCACAGCAGUGCCGUGCACAUCUUGUCUCGCGUCCGCGACGCCAUCAAGGACCCAAGCGUCUACCUCAACCUCGGCCACGUCUACGCUGAGCUACGCCAGUUCUCCCGCUCAAUCGAGCACUACGAAGCCGCGCUCGCCAAAGACCGCUCCCGCGACGUGCAAAUCCUCGCCUGCCUCGGCCGCGUCUGGUGGCUGAAGGGCAAGCAGGAAGCCAACCUGCAAGCCAUGAAAACAGCCCUCGACUACGCCACCCGCGCCCGCGCCGUCUCCCCAGAUGCCCUGCACCUGCAGUUCAACGUCGCCUUCGUGCAGAACCAAAUCGCCUCGCUGGCCUACGGCCUUCAGCCCACGCAGAAGACCCUCCAAGACGUCGAAGAAGCCGCUGAAGGCCUCAAAGAAGCUAUCGACACCUUUGACCGCCUCUCGAAGGAGAAGUCCCCGCCCUACCCCGCGCAGACGCUCGAGCAGCGCGCUAACAUGGGCCGCACUAUCGCUAAGCAGCUGGACCGCGCGCUGCAGAGCCAGAAGGAGUACGAGGACAAGAACGCGACUAAGCUCCGCGAGGCACGUGAGGCGCGCGAGGCGGCUAUCCGCGCCCGCGAGGAACAGGUCCGCAAGGCGCAGGAGGUCGAGGCUGAGCGGAAGCGGAAGAUCGCCGCUGAGCGCGCGCAGAUGGUCGAGGAGGCGCAGCGGCAUGCUGUGCAGCGCGCAGAGGCAGAUCGGGCGCGCGAGGAGGCCGAGUUCACCGAGGGUGACGAUGGGGAAAAGGUGAAGCGGAAGAAGAAGGGCGGGAAGCGCAAGAAGAAGGGUGGCGAUGACUUUAUUGCAGCGGAUGAUGAGGGCGAGGCGGGAGACAGUGAUGCUCCUGAGAGUGAGGGCGAGGCGGCGCCAAAGAAGAGGCGGCGGUUGGAGCGCCGGUCUGGUGGGAAGGCGCAGGGCAAGUUCAAGAGUAGUGAGGUCGUGGUUGACUCGGAUGAUGAGGAGGAUGGUGAUGCACCCGGGACGCCCGGGGAGGAGAAGGAUGACCUUUUUGGUGAGGAUGGAGAUGAGGAGAUGCAGAGUGGAGCGGAGGAUGCUUCGCUGCGGAGACGUGGGAAGGUGUCUCGUCGGAUUGAGGACGAUGAUGACGAGGAGGAGGAGGCGGCGGUGGAUCAGGCUGCUGCUGGCGAGGACAAUGACGACGAGGAUCUCUUCGGCGAUGAUAUGCAAGACGAUUGA